Molecule: messenger RNA, 2317 nt
Organism: Paramecium primaurelia
Lineage: Eukaryota; Ciliophora; Oligohymenophorea; Peniculida; Parameciidae
Source: the annotation of a GenBank genome assembly
AUGGGUUAGACAGAUAGUAAAUAAGAGUAAGAUUUUUUGAGAAAGAUUGACUCGCAAUAUGAAUUUAUAAAACAUCUCAAUGAUGCAAGUGAAUCUUCAUAAUUAUCAAGUAGGAUAUGGAGAUGGUAAAUUAUUUGGAAAGAAAAAUGACAAGUUAUAAAUGAUUGUAUUAAAGAACAUAAGUAUUCCGGAUGAAGCUAGUUUUUAAACUUGGAAGAAUAAAUUAUUGGUCAGACAAUCUCUAAAGCACUCUAAUAUUAUUGAAUUGAAAGGUUUAUAAAAUGCAUAAUAUCAAUUAGAAUCAAUUUAAGCAGAAGAAGAAUAAGUUUGUAAUACUUUUUUUAAAGUUAAUCUUGUAUUUGAAUAUAUCCCUCAAACUUUAUAAGAUGCUAUAGAAUAACGAAAAUAAGCAGGUGCCUAUUAUGGAGAAUAAGAGGUUUUACAAAUGUUAAUUGGAUCAAUAAAUGGAUUGGCCAAAAUGCAAGAAUUAAAAAUUGCUCAUCAAAAUUUGAGAGUGCAAACAUUAUCUUAUUUGAAUGGAACUAUUAAAGUUAGUGACAUUCCUUUAUUAGCUAAUAUUACAUCAUUUGCAGCAGUAUUACAAGAUUAUGGAAAUGCAUCUCAAGGCAAUUAUCUAUCUCCAAUAUUGACUAAAGCAGUUUUUUAAAGUAAUCAUAUGCCAUAACAUAAUUUAUUCAAAUCAGAUGUGUAUACUCUUGGAAUGAUAUUCCUUUAAGUUUGUUUACUAUAACCUUAAGAUAAUUGUUAUGAUUACUUUGAAGGAAAAAUAAAUAUGUAAUAAUUGGUCACCAAUAUUGAAUAAGCUAGAACUAUUUACACAUCUGAAUUAGUUGAAAUAAUUGAAGAAAUGCUUGAAUAAGUUGAAAAAGAUAGACCUGAUUUUAUAUAAUUAAGGAAUAAAAGAAAAGAAAUUAUUCCUUAACUUUCAAAUUAAUUAGUAUAGAAGAACUCACAUCAAUAAGAAGAUUAAUAUUAGAUGAUGUUUUAUGAGAAUAUUGAUCAUUAAUUUGAAGUCAAUCAAUCAGUAUAACCCUCUUAUUUGGAUGAAGGACCAUUACCAUUAUCUGAAGACAAUUAUGAUGAAUAACAUCAACCAUUUAAAGAACCAAAACCAGCUAAUUAUAAUGAUCAUGAUAUUCUUAUUCACAAUGCAGACAUCACUAGAAAUUCAAUCUGUAAUAAACACAAUUAUCGAUUUAGCUCCAAUGAAGUAAAACAACUCAAUUGGAUAAAUUCCAAAAUCAUUAAUCUCAGAAUUUUAAGUUUAACCAAUCUCAUUUGCAUAAAAUAAUAAUAAUAUUUUAAAUUAAGACAUUUAUAAAGUACCAGAAUAAUAAAAAUUAAAUAUUAGAUAUGAUUCAUACACUAAUACCUAAAAAGAUUAUACUAACCAUUUAAAAUAAGAUUCUUACACUCAAUCAAGUUAAUUAUUCAACAAGAAUAAUUAGUAAAAAUCUAAUAUUCAAUUACAAUAAUAUGUGACGACCUAUUAACCUCAAAGAGAAUCUCUUCAAGUAAAUGAUUAUCUAGAUAAAUUUCACUUCUCAUCACCAAAUGAUAUUAAAUAAUUUGAAUAAAAUAAUUAGAUUGAUUACAAUUAACCAAAUAGGGAAUCUUAUUAGUAUUACUCUGCUUAACCAUAGAGUAGGUUUAUGUCUACUUAAUAAUAAUAUUAAUAAUAAUAAUAAUAAUAAUAAUAACCUAUUAAAUAAUAAUAAAAUUAUCAACCUAUUUCAGCAGUAUCCUCAUAUCUCCCAAAAUAGAAUUUAUCAACUUACAUUAAUGAAACAUAUUCAAAUGGAUAAAGAUAUGUUGGAGAAAAAAUAAACGGCAAAAAAGAAGGUAGAGGACGAUUAUAUUACAAAGAGGGAGGCUAUUAUGAUGGAUAUUGGAAAAAUGACAAAAUUAAUGGAUAAGGUAUGAUAUUAUUAUAUAAAUAAAGGUGUAUUAUAUUAUGCAAGUGGAAGACCUGCAUAUGAUGGAGAAUGGGUUGAUGACAAAUUUCAAGGAUAAGGAAUAUUGUAUAAUGACACUCCUAAAAUUGAAGAUAUCAAUUACAGAAAUCUAGAAGAUAUUGGAUUGUAAUAUUAUUUUUCAAUAUUAAAGUGCUUGGACCAAAUAUGUUGGGUAAUUCUAUGAUGAUAAUAAAAAUGGUUUAGGAACUCUAUAUUUUUUGAAUGGUGAUCGUUUCGAAGGAUAUUUUUAAGAUGAUCAAGUUUAAGGUUAAGGAAGAUAUAUUUCAAUAGGAGGAUAAGUAAUUUAAGGAAUUUGGAACUUUAAUCAUUUUGUUUAAUGA